CUUUUCAAGAACUACAUUAAGGCUUGAGCCACUGUGACAUUAUGCACAGUUCACAUUGUGCUGGAAUACAGACAAAUAAAAACUAUGCUUAAAUAUUGAUACAAUGAAAAUGUAUUGCCCAUUGAAGAAAAUACGUCGUUGUAUGUCGUUUAUUUUCCGUAUCUUUCCUUGUUCAUCCUGCAGAGGGCAAAAGAGGACGCCGAGAUGCGUUUCGACAAGUUUGAACGGUUAUGAAUGAUGUCAAAUGUGCCAUGACGUCACCCGGGUGACGUAACAGCGUUGCAGAUUUUUGGGUGACUGCACGCGAGCAUUGUGAGCACAUCGGUUGCGUUUCUGGAAACAGCGCCGCGUUGGGGGGGUGCUUGAGGCUGAGGAGGGCGGCGCCCCUUCCGCCUGCAGGUAUAGGUGCGCGCGCCCGCGGCACAGAGGAACCACUGUUGUUGCGAGCGCGUUCACAGGUGGCCAGCCAGUCGGAGUCGAGCAGCAGCAGCGGCAGCAGCAGCAGCGGCAGCAGCAGCGGCGCCGAUCGAGCGGGUCGACCGAGGGCGAAGUGAGGAAGUGGUCUGCUUCUCCUUCUUCUUCUUCUUCUUCUUCUUCUUUUCCUGCUCGGCGAUGUUCAGUUGGGUGAAGCACGAGCAAGGCGGCCGCAACAAGGAGGGCGAGAUGUACCAAACGGUGACCGAAGGUCUGCAGAGCCUCUACAGCAGGAAGCUGCUCCCGCUCGAGGAGGCUUACCUCUUCCACGACUUCCACUCGCCCGCCCUGGAGCCGGCCGACUUCCAGAGCAAGCCCAUGGUGCUGCUGGUGGGACAGUACUCCACCGGGAAGACCACCUUCAUCAGGUAUCUUCUGGAGCAGGACUUCCCGGGUAUGCGGAUCGGACCCGAGCCCACCACGGACGGCUUCAUCGCGGUGAUGUACGGCGAGAGCGAGGGCGUCGUCCCCGGCAACGCCCUGGUGGUGGACCCCAAGAAACCCUUCAGGAAGCUCAACGCCUUCGGAAACUCCUUCCUCAACAGGUUCAUCUGCUCUCAGAUGCCCAAUCAGGUCCUGCAGAGCAUCAGCAUCAUCGACACGCCGGGAAUUCUCUCCGGAGAGAAGCAGCGCAUCAGCCGAGGUUACGACUUUGCCGAGGUUCUGCGUUGGUUUGGCGAGCGAGUGGACAGAAUCAUCCUGCUGUUCGACGCCCACAAAUUGGACAUCUCGGACGAGUUCUCCGAGGCCAUCCGAGCCCUCAAAGGGCAAGAUGACAAGAUCAGGGUGGUCCUGAACAAGGCGGACCAGGUUGACACGCAGCAGCUGAUGCGCGUCUACGGCGCCCUCAUGUGGUCGCUGGGCAAAGUGAUCAACACUCCGGAGGUGGUGCGGGUUUAUCUGGGUUCCUUCUGGGCCAAACCUCUGCAGAACACAGAGAACAGACGUCUCUUUGAAGCAGAGUCUCAGGACCUCUUCCGGGACAUCCAGAGUCUUCCGAGGAACGCGGCGCUCCGGAAGCUCAAUGACCUCAUCAAGCGGGCCAGGCUGGCAAAGGUGCACGCCUACAUAAUCAGUUACCUGAAGAAGGAGAUGCCGUCGCUGUUUGGGCGCGAGAAGAAGAAGGAGGAGCUCAUCGCGAGGCUGCCGGAGAUCUACGCCAUCCUGCAGAGGGAGCACCACAUCAGUCCCGGAGACUUCCCCAACGUCACCAAGAUGCAGGACAUGCUGCAGCACUACGACUUCAGCAAGUUCCCCUCGCUGAAGAUGAAGCUGAUCGAGUCGGUGGACAAGAUGCUGGCGUCCAAGAUCGCCGGGCUGAUGGCCAUGAUCCGCGAGGAGGAGUCCAAGGCGCCGCCCGCCAUGGUGUCGGGCGGCGCCUUCGAGGGCGCCCAGGACGGGCCCUUCGGCCGCGGCUACGGCGAGGGCAUCAGCGCCGGCGCCGACGCCGAGGACUGGAUCGUGAGCCGGGACAAGCACCGCUACGACGAGAUCUUCUACACGCUCAUGCCCGUCAACGGCAAGAUCAGCGGCGUCAACGCCAAGAAGGAGAUGAUGAACUCGCGGCUGCCCAACACGGUGCUGGGCAAGAUCUGGAAGCUGGCCGACUGCGACCAGGACGGCAGCCUGGACGACGAGGAGUUCGCGCUGGCUCAGCACCUCAUCAAGGUCAAACUGGAGGGUUACGAGCUGCCCGCCGACCUGCCCCCGCACCUGGUGCCCCCCGCCCACCGCAAGCACCCCGACGCCGAGGCCGCCUAUAACCACGAGCGAGACUAGACGCUCGCUUCUAUCGCCGACCGACGCUCACAAACGUAUCGCGCGUGUUACGCUAAUCACAAAAAUUUGCCAAUUUCUGCCUUUUGGCUGACGUUUUGCCACGGACCUCAAAGCAGUCGCCAUUUCGCCCCUUUCGGCACCUAUCCUCUGCUAUUGGAUGAAAAUCUCACUUAGUCCCCGGGCCAAAGUGAAAAAUUAUUUUGCUGGCAUCUUGGUGCCAGGAGUGUCAUUUAGGUAAGCCUUAGCUUUGCCGCCCUCUUGUGGCAGUUAACUCCUUCGCUCCCAUUUUUAAAGCAGGGGCCGAGAGCGUUUCGACUGAUCUCGCAAGACCCAAAACGAAAACGGCUUUUUCCAUCCUUUCGUAAUGAGCCGCACAACAUGAGUUGCUGUCACCAAAGGGGCGGAAAUGUUGUCACGUUUCAAAACCAUAAGACAACAAAACAAGUUUGACGACGGCUUUUUUCUGGCAACUUAAGAACUUAUUGACAGAUGUCAAAAUCAGAAACGCGCGUGAGCUGAGCUUUUUUUGGGCGCCAAUCGCCCUUCACUCCAACACACGCCGUCCGUCCACCAUCUGAGCCGCUUACGCUCACGAGGGCCACGGUGCCUAUCCCGGCCGUCUUCGGGCAGCUCACCUCCACCUUGAAUCGGUCGAAAAAUCGAGGGGACAAAAAGCGGCCGUUUGCUGCCUAUUCUUCGUCUUCCGCUUAAAAGAUGCGCUGAUCUGAAAUAUAAAGCGAGGCGCUGCUGCCAUCUACUGGCCAUUUACUGACUUUUGCUGUUAGCUCCUUGUCAAUCAAGAGCGAGUUUGUGCGAAAAGUAGAGAAACAUUCAAAAGUUGACUCAAGCUGAAAUGAAGUUGACCUGUAAAAGUUGAAAGGGCCUCACUUGGAAACGUUCAAGAAGGUUCCGGCAUAAAUUCCACCCCGAAGCUCCAAAUGAGUCACCCUAAACGUUGGCCCGGUAACUUCCUGUUGACGUCACUGUGGAUUUUACGAGUCCGUUGGAUUUUAGUGCCUUCUUCUUCUUCUUCUUCUUCUUCUUCUUCUCCUUGAUUUUUCCUCUUCCCAUGAAGAGACCGCCGCCCCUUGGGGUUCUUUGAGGAAGUGCAUUCGUCACGUACGUGCCUACUUCCUGCCUCUUGCCGUGCUUUCAGAGUAAAAGAUUUGAUGGCGUGAAAUAAAAAG
Molecule: messenger RNA, 3440 nt
Organism: Syngnathoides biaculeatus (alligator pipefish)
Lineage: Eukaryota; Metazoa; Chordata; Actinopteri; Syngnathiformes; Syngnathidae
Gene: ehd4
Product: EH-domain containing 4
Exons: 8
Coding region: 613-2253 (546 amino acids)
Biological process (GO): endosomal transport; clathrin-dependent synaptic vesicle endocytosis
Cellular component (GO): clathrin-coated pit; plasma membrane; cytoplasm
Molecular function (GO): molecular adaptor activity; GTP binding; protein binding
Source: RefSeq, a predicted model, not a curated record